Messenger RNA from Drosophila kikkawai, 2514 nucleotides. RefSeq names its product Caldesmon-related protein (gene Crtp). Lineage: Eukaryota; Metazoa; Arthropoda; Insecta; Diptera; Drosophilidae. The record is from RefSeq and is a predicted model, not a curated record.
AUCGACUUGCUCAAAUGAAUUUAUACACCCACACGAAAUCGAAUUUCUGUCUAUAUUCUCGGUGAUUUUACCUAGCUGUUUUCCCAAGGACCUUGGCUAUAUGCUGACAUGUCUAAAAUGAUUCCGUGCAAACCCAAACUAGUUGGUCCCGAUGGACUGAUCAUUAGGAAGCGCUUCGCACGACAUCCCGUCGUGAUCUCGGCCAAGCGCUUCGCGGCGAUCAAGGGACGAUCUCGGCAGGACGAGAAGCAUGCCCAGAUAGAAGCCGUUGAGGAGGAGCGGCGAUACCGCCAGUACCUUAAGGAUGGCAACGAUCUACUGUGCAGUUUGUUCACGGAUCCCACGGUGCCCAAGGACCAGGUCCUACGCCGGUUCACAAGCACGGAAAUUGUGAGUCCCAUCAAGGAGGUGCCCACCAAACUGGCCGACGAGCGACUGCGCAAGCAACGUAUCAUGCGGGCAAAUAAUUUGCUGAAUCAGCUGAAGCCCGGACCGCGAGCCCUGCACCAGGCGCUGCUGGUCAGCGAAAUGAUUCAUCAGCGGAAGUACAACGAGGAUCUCAACGAGGAGAUCGCCGCGGCGGCUCGGGCCCAGGAGAAGGCGGACGAGAAGCUAUGCCCAGAGGCCCUGGUGCCCUUCGGCCAUGUCACGGAGGAGGAGGAAAAGGCCAAGGAAGCGGAAAAGAACCAAACUUAUGCCAAGCUCAUCCGCGAGGAUAUUGCAGAGCGGGAGAAGCUCAGGGAGGCGGCCAGAGAGCAGAAAGUCUUCGAGGAGCAGGUGGACCGCGCCCAGUACAAGUGCCUGCAGGAAAAGGAGGAAAAGGCCCUGAAAGAAAAGAAAGCCAAGAAGAUUGCCUUCUACCGCAAAGCCUAUCGGGAUGCCAUCCAGGAAAAAGCCGAGAUCGCAACUCAUGAAAAGAUUUGCGAUAAAAUCGACGACCGACGCAACUGCGUCUACACUGUUGCCACUCGCAACCUGAGCACCCGCUACAACACCCACGUAAACGAAAUGCGGAAGAAAGAGCAUGAGGCUCGGGCGGCGCAGGGGUUGCGCGUUUUCCAAGCCCAGGAUGUUUCCAAGCGGGUGCUGGCGGAGAAGCAGGCCGCCACGGAGGAUCGCUAUGAGUUCGAGGUGCAGGUGGACGAGAACCGGCGCCAGUGCGAGCGCCAGGAGCUUGCCAAGCAGCGACGAGCCUACCAGCUGGAGGAGAAGAAGCAGGGGGAGAAGAAAUACCGGCAGGAGCAGGAGGUGCAACGCUUCCAGGUGGCGCGGCGCCUCAAAAAUGACGAGGCAAACCGUUACUUUGAUGCGUCGCAAAAGCGCCGGCAAGAUAAAGUUAAGGAGGAUCUGCGCAAAGUACUCUUCGGCCAGCGGGACGAGUUCCUCGAGAAGCGACGUGCCGAACUUAUGAACAUGACCGCCUGUAACGAAGACUUGUACCUGGCGGACGACAAGAAGUUCUUCGAGGAGGCCGUGGAUAUUAUGGAGAAGUCACGCAAGGUGGGCCGACCCCUAUAUCCCAUAGCCACUGCCGUGAAGCGCUACCAGAAGCAGAAUCAGCUGGACAUGCAGCCGGAGGGCAGGCUGGUGAAGCGUAGCCAGCUAAGGGACUCCUGCUGGCCGGGAUACUACUCCAAAGCGGAACUGGCCUACCGCAAGUACGAGCAUCGUGAGAAGUGCCGCGAGGAGUUGGUUGCUGAUCGCCACCAGAUCUAUUGCAACUCCGUAAAAAUCGAUAAACUGGCCGAAGUGGAGAGGCCCUACCAGCCUUGCGUGCCCUCCUGUCCCAUCAACUGCUUCCACCGUCGUGGCGUCCCGGCCACCGACAGCCAGGACAACUUCGACUACGACCGAUACGUUUGUUACGAGGAUCCACCGACUGUGGGCGCCUGUCCCGGGCCCAUGCAGGUCAUCCACAACGAUCCAUUGGACAACACCCGCAAGAUCAGCCAGACAUCUAUUAAGCUGCCCCCGAUGCCAGACAUUCCCAAGCGGGACAACACGGCGAUGGAUAAAUUUCGGAACACGGUUGAAAAGUUGGGCGUUAAACCUAAGCUGAUGCCCGCCGUCACAGAGUCACAGACUAGCUUAACAAACUACCCGACGCCGGCUGCUCCGACAGAACAACCCCAGAUCAAGACAUCUGACUCACCUGCAGCUUCACCUGGAUCGCCUAAAGUCCCCGUUCCAUUACCCAAAUCCCAGCCACCGCGUAGGCGCCAGACCGUCGGUACAGUGAAAGGGGGACGCGGCGCCAUCACCUCGAAGCCAGUUGCUCAGCUCAUGGGCAACGAUAGGCCCGCUCCCAUUCCCAAUCCCGCGGGAACCUGGGGCGCCGGAUCCCUGCCGGCACUGCCCACAAAAAAGAUAUCAAAGUAACGUCCUGACAAGAGACUCUGACAAAAUUUACGUUUCAAUGGCUUGUAUUGUAUUGAUGUUGACCAUUCGCGAGUGCAGAUAGAAAAAAUAAAUGUAAAAAAAGGAGAGUUGAGGGAAAGUCACCAGACGACGGCA